GAAUGUAAGCUCAAAAGAAUUGUCAAAAAUUGAAUUUGGCAAAGAAGUGAUGUACGCGAAGAAAAUGCCUGAAGUACCGUAUGGUGCUAUUAUUCGCGAUAUUUCUAUUUGGGGUAUUUGGAUUGCAAGUAUUGGUAGUACCUUAGGCUUUCAAAUAUUUUUCCAGUAUGGACCGGUAUAUCUUAGCGAAGUAUUAAAUUUCACGGUCGAAAAAGCUGGUUUAGCUUCAGCAUUACCGAUGGUACUAGCGAUCGUUGUUAAAGUUCUCGCUGGUCCACUGAG
Molecule: messenger RNA, 282 nt
Organism: Acanthocheilonema viteae
Lineage: Eukaryota; Metazoa; Nematoda; Chromadorea; Rhabditida; Onchocercidae
Source: the annotation of a GenBank genome assembly